Molecule: messenger RNA, 1755 nt
Organism: Lachancea dasiensis
Lineage: Eukaryota; Fungi; Ascomycota; Saccharomycetes; Saccharomycetales; Saccharomycetaceae
Source: the annotation of a GenBank genome assembly
AUGCAAAAUAUAUAUCAGAAUCCUGUCGCGUUUGCGCAGCAAAAUGCAUUGGAAAGAAGAGUUAAGGUGGGCGUUAGAGGUUGGCAAAACGCUACCAAACAAGACCUGAUUAGCUUUGUGAGCCGUAAAACACGCAUUGCCAUCAUGGAUUCAACGGUAGAGGGAAAUCAAGUAGUUGGCUUUGUAAGCAGCCAGAGCGACGCCCAAUCGUUAACUAAUUGGAAUGGUGUACGUUUUGCGGGAAAUGCUCUUAAAUUCGAAAUUCUGGGCGAUGGUAGCACUCCCAGUGGCUCUGGAACAUCAAAAACUAUAAUGCUACUGAAGGCAUUUUUAUACAAACGCUACAGACCUGAGACUAAGAUGCUAGACCUUGGAAACCUUCGAAAUGAUCCAGACUUGGCCACCAACGGACUUUUCUCUUCGCAAAGCACUCAAUCGAAAAUCUUUCCAGCUAUGAUGAAGCUGGCUUCAAAUGAGUCGCAACUGGUCGUGGAGUCAAUAAAUUUAUCGGAUAAUCAGCUCAGAGAUUUGAACAUGAUUUCAACUCUUGCUCAAACUUAUCCAGAUCUGAAAAACUUGUGUUUAGCCAACAAUCAAAUUGCCCGUUUCAGGGUACUUGAAGUAUGGAAGAACAAGUUCAAAAGUCUACGUGAACUACUGAUGAUGAACAAUCCUAUUACCACCGAUCCUCUAUAUCGAACAGAAAUGUUACGGCUUUUUCCAAAACUGGUCAUUUUAGAUAACGUCUUGUUGCGCGAUGAGAAUAAAUUGCAGCAAAUCUAUACCGUACCGAUGAAGUUGCAACAAUUUUUUUUCGAAACGAAUGAGUUGGGGCAAUCGUCGAUCGACUUCGUGAGCAACUUUUUGACGCUGUGGGACACGGACAGGACGCAACUGAUGGCUCUUUACACCCCUCAGUCUCAGUUUUCAGUGGCAAUUGACUCAUCAGUACCAACAUCCAGUGUCCCAAACUCGGACCAAAAUCCAACUUUCGGUUAUUAUCUGCCUUUAUCUCGCAACCUAACCAAGGUGUCGAGUGAGAGAACUAAGCAACAGAGACUUGCUAUGGGUCAAGAGUCCAUCGACAAAAUAUUCAAAUCUUUACCAAAGACAAAGCACUCUUUGCAAGAACAGCCAACCAGCUAUUCAGUAGAAGCUUUUUCAUAUCCCCAGGUUCAAGGUUUUAUUAUUACCCUGCAUGGAUUUUUUGAGGAAACUGCUGCGCCUGAAAUUGAUGCUAACAAAUCUACACCCAAUCCUGCAGGUGGAAGGAAUAGGCGCUUCAAUCACGGUCACAAUAAUGCCGCAAACAAGCUAGGUAAAAAAUCGUUUGAUAGGACAUGGGUCCUAGUUCCCUCACAAGGAUCAGUGAUUAUUGCAUCAGACCUCUUCACGAUUAGGCCCUUCGCAGACGGAUCAUGGACCCCGCCGCUAAGUUCGCAGCAACCCACACAGCCCAAUGCUCACCCAGCUUCACCCGCAGCCCCCCAGCCACAGGCUCAACCACACGUCCAGCCUCUUAUGCAAGGAAUCCAAGGGCCCACUUUAGCAACUCCCUCCUUAGUAAUGCCCCCCGAGAUUCAAUCAAAACUGAACCCAUUACAAAUGGAACUUCUCAAUAAACUUCAUCAACAAACCAAAUUGAAUGCUGAGUACACAUACAUGUUAGCAGAGCAAAGUGGUUGGAAUUUUGAUGUUGCCAUGAAAGGAUUCCAAGAAAGUGUAAAUAAUAUACCUCGAGAAGCUUUUGUUUGA